Molecule: messenger RNA, 1704 nt
Organism: Cyphellophora europaea CBS 101466
Lineage: Eukaryota; Fungi; Ascomycota; Eurotiomycetes; Chaetothyriales; Cyphellophoraceae
Exons: 4
Coding region: 1-1704 (567 amino acids)
Source: RefSeq, a predicted model, not a curated record
AUGCGGUGCUCCAAAGCCGGGUUCGGUCUCUCGCUUACAGUGCUGAGCACUCUCUGUGCCUCAAGCUUCCAGCAAGCAGGACCACAGGUUGAUCUCGGUUAUGAAAUCCACGAGGGUGUGUACAAUGCUUCGACGAAUCUGUACGAGUUUAGCAACAUUCGAUACGCGAAGCCGCCGAUUGGCGAAUUGCGAUUCGCAGCGCCAGAGUCUCCUGAUGGCGAGAGCAGCGACGUUGAGCUUGGAAACUUCACUGCAGUGUGUCCACAGGGAUAUCCUGCAUGGUACUUUUUCAUCGCUCUGGUAUAUAGCAACUGGUGGGCGGCCGGCAACGAGUCUCUAUUCGACUACACGGGAGCUCAGGCACAACUCGAUGCAUUCUUAGCGACCAAUCCGCCGCCUGACAUUCCACUCGGCACGACGGAAGACUGCUUGUUUCUGGACGUUGUGGUGCCGCGGGCCGUCUUUGAUAACGUCAAAAGUCGGUACAACAGACGACAAAGCUGGAAUGACUACAGUCGCGGUGCUCCCGUGGUGAUAUGGAUCUACGGCGGUGGGUAUGCGACGGGUAACAAGAAUCUCUACGACCCGAGCGGGCUUAUUAAAGCCAGCCAAGCCAGUGGCGAUCCAGGUAUCAUUUAUGUGGCUUUGAACUAUCGUACAGGGGUCUUUGGUUUCUCGAGUGGCCCAACAUGGGAAGCUGCGGGAGGACUGCCAAAUAUUGGGUUCUACGACCAACGCUUGGCGAUUGAAUGGGUGGCCAAAAACAUCCACUUGUUUGGAGGCGACCCCAACCAGAUCACGAUCAUGGGUGAAUCCGCUGGAGGUGGCUCUGUUCAACACCAGAUCACAGCAUUCGGUGGCAAGGAGGAUAUCUCUUUCCAGCGAGCUGUUGCUCAAUCUCCCGGGUUCUACUCGGCACCAACUCCGGAGCAACAGGAGGAUGUCUUACAAACGUUCCUGGCUUUCGCAAACGUCAGCACUGUUGACGAAGCUCGCGCGCUUGACUCGGAUACUCUGAUCCUUGCCAACGCCCGUCAGAUCCUCAACGCGGAAUACGGCUCGUUCGUUUACAAUCCUGUUGUGGAUGGCACCUUUGUUCCAGACGUUCCAAGCCGAUUGCUUGCCGAUGGACGAUUUCCCGAAGGCGUCGAGAUUCUCACUGGGCACCAACAGAACGAAGGAGUGACUUUCACUCCGCCAGACAUGAUUACGAACGAAAAGCUACGAGAUUUCGUAGCAAACGUUCACCCGGACGCUUCCGACGCAGUCCUGGACUAUAUCAUCAAUGAUCUGUACCCUGAUGUCUAUGACGGUUCCUUGCCAUACCAUGAUCCACUACAAAGGAGCAUGCUACUGGUCAGUGAGUUCAUCUUCACCUGCAACACCAACUAUCUCAACAGAGCCUUCGACAACGCAGGGCACGCAUAUGAAUUUCAGGUGCCACCUGCUACUCACGGACAAGACGUGCUCUAUACCUUCUACAACGGCCAAGGGGAUAUUGAUGCCGCUAUAGCAGCGGUUCACCAAGGCUACAUCACCAACUUCAUCGCCACAGGCGACCCGAAUGGACCAGGCCUGCCAACAUUCCCGAUUCAAGACGGGAACGCGAGCAUGAAUGCUUGGGGUGCGUCAGGCGUCAAGACCGAGAAGGAUCCGACAGCUAACGAGAGAUGCGCGUGGUGGCAAGAGGUGCACUAUCUUUGA